CGUCGACGAGCGUCGCACCGUGUGUUCGCGCGUCGCGUGUCUCCUCAUAUACCGCUUCUCGAUCCGUUCCCGUAAAGUUCACAGCAGUUCGCGUUGACGCUAAUUGCGCUUGGCAUCGAGAGCGAUGCUCCGCGAAGGCGAGAGGACCGCCGGGACGGCAGGCUAAACCGAUCGCGCUCGACUCUUUCGCGCGUCUCAUCCAUUCCCACCGAACGUCUCUUCUUUUUUUUUUCUUCCGACGACGAACAGAUUAAAUUUUAUCUCGAUUCCGACAGCCCGGUGAGAGAAUCUCUCGCUUUUUUUUUUGGUCUCGCGGUCGAUAAUAGGCCGGCGUAUCGGAGGGUGCCGCGAGUUCGCGUGUUCGUUGGAUCGCCGCGAUUUUUUCCCGAGACGCUUCACCGCUCGCGCCUCCACGGCAUCGGCCGUGCCUGUCAAUAAAAAUCUUCAUAUCAAUGAGAGAACGUUACUCCGCGCUGUGAUCCAUCAGUUCGCCGACGUGGGCUGAUCGUUCGAGCGAAAUCGCGAUUUUACGUCGCGUCACUUUUACGAAUAAAUUUAACUUUAGAAUUUCAAGUUCAUCGACUCCGCGCAGACUUCGUAUGAGCGCAUUACUAACUGCCGUUGUCGCCGUGCCGCGUGCUCUGUGAGUGAGUGUGCGACGGGGGAAUAAACGAGAAACAUUUCCCGACAAGGUUGGUUUUUGCGUUAACGUAAAUCGCGUAGAAGCGAAACUUAGUCGAGCGUGCGGUUUUGCUGGCUGGUCCAUGCCACUGCGAGGAUGCUGGCGUGCGUCUAUCCGCGAGAAAACUUCGAGGUGAAAACCGUGGCGGUAAAGCUCCAUCACGGAAAAUCCAAGAGGAAGUCCAAGUCCGUCCCGGUGAAGGAAAAACUUCCUACGGACGCCUCAGAGACGGAAUGCAACAACGGCGAGCGUGUAAGCAGCGAGUUAGCAGUGGGCGGGGGUGGUGCUGUGCUGGUGCUCAGCGAGCUUGAAAGCAUGGCGGCCAGGCAACAGCGGGAAAUCGCUCAGCAAAGGCGCCUCCUGGAGCAGAAAGAGGCCCGCUUAGCCGUGCUUCGAGGCGCACAGGAGCCAGCACAGCAGGACAGACUCGCCAGAUUGAGGCACAAGCUGGACCAGCAACAGAGCAAGCUGAAUCGACUGCGAUUACUCAGAUCGCAGACGGACCAGUCGCGUGUCAACAAUGCGACAUUGACCUCCGAUCUGGACUGCAUCAGGGCCCUGUUCAAUGAGAAGGAGAAGGAACUCUCGUUGGCCGUGGCGAAGGUCGAGGAGCUGACGCGGCAGCUGGAGGAGCUCCGAGGUCGUCAGAAUGCCCCCGCCGGUGGUGGAAGCGCCGGCAGCAUCGGGGGCGGCCUCACGGGUGCCACCGGCAAUGGACAUUUGGUCACCCCGGCCAGCGCCGAACUGGAGAAACUCAGGAGGGAGCUUAUGUAUCGCAACAAGAUGAACGAACAGCAAAACCAAGUGGUAUCUCAACAACGGCAGGCCUUGGCGCAAAGGCAGGCCGAGAUGGCGUCGAUAGACGCGCGAAUAGCUCAACUCCAGAGUCGUCUUCAGCGCAAGAGAGCGUUGAAUCAACGAUUGACGCAAGUGGGUCCUAACGGUGGCGGUGUUAACAACACGGGAUUCCCAGAUACAAAGCUCGACGGUUUCAACAACAGUGGCAAGCUGAGACCGGCCGGCAACAUCGCCGCGAUCGAACCGUAUUCGCAUAUACCGAACGACAACGAUUUCAAUCUGAACAAGAACGACCCCAAGUACCAGACACUGCCAUACAACACCAAGUUCACGAUGAACUUCAAGGCUAUAGAGGACGACGUGAACAAAAAUAAAAUACAGCACUCGGCGAGCGCCUCCCAGUUGGGACAGCGGCCGACCUUUCAGCAAUACGGACACCAAAUCGUUCACAGCCAGUCGCAGUCGCACAUUCAGGGGCAAUCUCAAUUACUAGGAAGCAAUCAACAGCAACAGCAGCACAAUCAAAAUCUCGGCAACCAGCCCACGACGAUUCAAUCGAGUUGCAAUUACAAUAACAAUAACAACAACAACAAUAAUAGCAACAAUCUCAUCUGUAAUACUGGGCACAACUUCAGCCCGGACAACCUGUCGCAAGGUCUUCGUCUUCAUCAGGGUCAUCAGCAUCAGCAGCAAUCGCAGACGCAACAGCAGCAGCAGCAUCAGAAUGGCAAUCUCCAGCAGAAGCAGCACAACGCCGUCACCGGCGUUGGCGGUGCAUCGACGACGCCGAAUCUCGUCGGUGUUACCGUUCCGUCGAUCGUGCAAACCACGCAGAACCAACAUCGAAAUCUGCAGCAGACCGUAGGUGGUCAUCAGAAGCCGGUGUCGAGCGUGGCGCCAAGCUUUUCAGUCAAAUCGCAGAUCUAUCAGACCUCCUCGACCAAAAUCCAUCCGGUUAUGCCGCAGACGUUGAGCUUGCUGGGUCGCGGACAUAACAACGCGGCGCAAAACUACAUCGGUAACAAUCAGCAGUUAGCGGCAGCAAAUACGCAGCUGCAAUCCAGCGUCGGAAAUCAGGAAGCGAAUUACAGACACGGUUACUCCGUCGCCCAACAGCAGCAGCAGCAACAGCAGCAGCAGCACCCAAAUCAGACGACGAACAUUCACACGUCUUCCCCGGCGGGAGUAUAUCAGAUUCAGAGUUCGUCGAAUCUCGUCGGUCUUCAUGGCACCGCCACCACCGCGACGACCUUCGGCAAUUCUUCCCAGAAGUAUAAUCAAUCGUCACAAGUGUUGAGUUCCAACGAUCUCGCGCAAAACCAGGAUCAAAUACUGAACAAUCAAAAAACCAAAUUCGAACCGAGCAAGAGUCAGGAUAAGUUCGAACAUGCAUUACCGCCCAGCAGUAAGCAUGAGCAACAGCAGCAGCAGAUUAGGUAUGAUCAGAAUCUCACGGGCAAGUACGAGAUCCAGCAACAGAGCAGCAAGCACGAUCCACCUGGAAGUCAGGCCAAACACGAUCAGCAUUUGCACAACGUUAAGUACGAUCCUGGUUGCCAGAAUUCGCAACAGUAUGUCAAACACGAGCAACAGCAGCAGCAGCACGAGGGAAGAUUGUCGAAUAAGUACGAUCACAAUCCACCGUUCAAACACGAUCCUUCGAGUGUCAAUCAGUACAAAUCGGAGUAUAAAUCCGAGCCGAACAAGUACGAGAGCGGCCAGAACAAAUUCGAGAUGGUGUCGGCAAAAUACGAACCAAAUUCCACGGCGAAACACACGGUCGAUCAUGUGGCCGCCAAGUUCGAAAUCCCGGCGAAAACACCGGACAGGCCAUUCGAAUUCGACAGGCCGGCGACGAAGAGCAGCAGCGACGGCGAGAGGAAGAAUUUCAACGAAUCGCGAAUAGAGGACAAGACGAAACCAGCAUUGCCGCCGAAACCGAGCAAACCGAAUCCGCCACCAAGACUGACUCAUCACGAGAAGAUCGAUGUGUCAUCGUCCGAAGGGAUUAACGAAUGCAAAAUGACUAACGCAAAUCUCAAUUCGAGGUCGGAUAAGGACGAGGAUAUACCGCCGAUUCCUACGUCGGAACCGCCUGAAUCUCCCACGGAGACACAACUGGGAAAUCAUCAGAUCAUCAAAGCUCGGCCGUUGACGCUGAAGAAAGUACCGAUAUCGGAGCAACCGAAGCUGAGAUACGCCAAAUCCAAUGUUCACGUGUCGAUAAAUCGACGAAUUGAGAUGCCCCCGGCUUUCCUGUUCCCGGAGACAGAAAUCCCGGCGGAUCUCAUGCAGACCGACCAACAGCAGCAGCAGCAGCAGCAACAUCAGCAGCAAAUCAUCGAUACUACGGACAGCUGCAAGAACAUUAUCGGCGACGAUAUCGGCGACGGCGAGAGGCUGGAGGAGGCGGACAUCAUCGACGCUUUGAAUGUCAUUAACAUAGAGGACAAGCCGACGAAGAUGAAGACCGAUUCGGAAUUGACUGGGGGCGAAAUGGAGAUAGACGGAGGCAAAAUAUCGGAGGUAAUGAGGAGGAAAAAAGGAAAUCUCAAGUCGUCGAGCACAGGAGGCGGAAGUGGCAAGGUCAAUCUGUCUAGGCGGGUGUCGUUCGACCCGCUGGCGCUGCUACUCGACGCUAGUCUCGAGGGAGAACUCGAGCUCGUAAAGAAAACCGCGAAAGAGGUCGCCAAUCCGAGCUCUGCCAAUGACGAAGGCAUUACCGCCCUGCACAACGCCAUAUGCGCCGGUCAUCUCGAGAUUGUCAAAUUUCUCGUAGAAUUCGGCUGCGAUGUCAACGCGCAGGACAGCGAUGGAUGGACGCCGUUACACUGCGCCGCCAGUUGCAACAAUUUGUCUAUGGUGAGAUUCUUGGUCGAGCAUGGUGCUUGCAUUUUCGCAACCACUCUUUCAGAUCACGAGACCGCCGCGGAAAAGUGCGAGGAGGACGAGGAAGGCUUCGACGGAUGUUCGGAGUACUUGUACAGCGUCCAAGAAAAGUUGGGGAUUAUGAAUAACGGCCAGGUAUACGCGGUUUUCGAUUACGAGGCGCAACACGCUGACGAACUCUCGUUGAAGAACGGCGACUCCGUAGUCGUGCUUCGAAAGGGGGAUGAUAACGAACGGGAAUGGUGGUGGAGUAAACUCGGACAUAAAGAAGGCUACGUACCUCGGAAUUUAUUGGGGUUAUAUCCCAGAGUGCAGCCAGCGAAAGCGGUUGAUUAAAAUGCUCGCAGAAUAUCCGAUGAUUACCACAGUAUUCGAUUUGCAGCUUUAUCUUGUUAAUUGUUAUAUAACACGAUACAUAGGCACAUUAGUAGCGUUAUUUAAUAGCAUUGCCAUCCGAGCGGACACGGAUAUCGCGAAGCGGGAAUCUACCCAAUUUUUUUUUUAACAGUGUAGUAAUCUUUUAAUUACAAGCGUAUGUCAUUUGUCUUAUAGCUUAUAAAAUGAGAUUGCGUCAUCGUGGAUUUUAAUCGGCUGCGAUUUGCCAUAAAUCCGCGAGCUGAACCAUCGUACGGACACACGUCAUCCGUAAUUAUUGACAAUGCAUAAAAUAAUGGCAAUGCAUUUCCUCUCUUUCUCUCGCGUUUUAUAUAGGACAGAUGUUUUAAUAACGGAUUGCACAACUAUUGGCCGGAUGUCUAUCCGAUUUUAUCGCAUUUGUCACAAUAUAGAUAACAUAUGCAUUCUCAACUCAACUUUCUGUUCGAAAGUUAAGUUAAGAAUUGAGAGACGUCCCAUGUCUCUCACUUACACACUCGUAAACCAUCAAAUCAUUUAUAUAACGAUCUGUUUUUAACGUGAACUAUUCGGAUAUUGUAAUUUGCUUCGAAAAAAGAAUUUUAUUUUUUUAUACAGGCUUUUCUGGGAUUGGCAAAAGUGUGCGCAUAGCUUUAAUCCUGGUGAAAUUUCGAGAUGAUUUUUGUUAACACGCGGACUUCCUGCCCUGUAGCGAGUUAAGUUUUAGAUGUGCAAAUAAAUGAAAUAUUAUUCGUUGUUUAAUGUAAAAUGUAUUUUACUUUUGUUUUUGUAGUUGUACAAAAUUUUAAUUUAAGACAUUAGUUUUUAAGGUGUUAAGUGUCCGAAUUUGAUAAACGUGUUACGAAAGAAUAAUUCGUUUCCUAUCGAACGAUUGUCUCGAAAUUUCACAAAUGCUGUCCAUUUUUUACCGAUUUUGGAUCAUCCUGUGAUCUACGCGUGAGCAUUGGCUUUACGAGUUUUAUCGCUUUAAUUUGCUUCACCUAAAUGCUCAAGUUUAGAUGAGGUCAGAUUAUGUCGUUUCAUUAUUUGCUCAGAAUAUUUUGAUAUGUAUUGUCGGAGUCUCGCGGAUUUCGCUCUUUCGAUUUCUGAUCUUUUUUUUUUCUUUUAAAGUUGUUCCUAAAUGAUGCGCAACGUAAUCUUGCCGAUACAUACGAUAAACGAUACGAGAUAGCGAACGACGAUGUGCAAUCAUAUGGAAAAAACGUAAAUAAGGUACUAAAGAAAUAUCGAUGAUACGCCCAAUCAUACUACUUGAUUCGAUAAUGCCUGAGAUGUCAUGUAAUACUUAGAUGGGCAUGUACAAGAUAACGAUCGUCUCUCGAUUGAACGGACCGCUGUCAGGAAUUUUCUAAGCACCAUGUGCUUGUAACUCUUGUAGUAGAUGUGUACAGGUGUAACAUAUAUGCGAAUGCGAGCGGCUUAGAGGAUUUCUGACUGUUUGUCAAAUGACAUAUGUGCCUUUCGAAAGUAAUAAUGGAUAGAUUAUAAUAAGAAAAUACGAUAUAUUAUGACGAAUAAAUUGUUUUUAAUAAAAAAA
Molecule: messenger RNA, 6281 nt
Organism: Wasmannia auropunctata (little fire ant)
Lineage: Eukaryota; Metazoa; Arthropoda; Insecta; Hymenoptera; Formicidae
Gene: ASPP
Product: probable serine/threonine-protein kinase yakA
Exons: 11
Coding region: 779-4705 (1308 amino acids)
Biological process (GO): regulation of apoptotic process
Cellular component (GO): nucleus
Molecular function (GO): p53 binding
Source: RefSeq, a predicted model, not a curated record